Anastrepha obliqua is the source of this 2554-nucleotide messenger RNA. RefSeq names its product CLIP domain-containing serine protease HP8. The record is from RefSeq and is a predicted model, not a curated record. The coding region runs from base 1065 to 2390 and encodes 441 amino acids. Lineage: Eukaryota; Metazoa; Arthropoda; Insecta; Diptera; Tephritidae. The transcript has 5 exons. Gene Ontology annotation, molecular function: serine-type endopeptidase activity. Gene Ontology annotation, biological process: proteolysis.
GCAAUUUGUCCUCAAGCGCGAGCGUGUUGAAGAAAGGAAAAGGCUUAUGAGCGCUCAAUAUCGCGCUAUUCGUAAGCUAUUAGUUUUAUUUUACUUGCAGUUCAGUCUAAAGUGCAUUCCAUUACAUAAUCACAUCGUUGCUCACUGAAACCAAAAGUAAAUGAUUUACAUUGCUUGCAAACGCGAUUGUCGCUAUCCGCUGAUGUACACACAUCGGCCGCGUUCGUACAUUCUAUCCUAGCCUCUUUCAAAAUAUUGCACCUGCUUCGCACUUGCGCACAAUUAGUAGCGCUGUCUUAUGCUGCUUAUGCGGCCACUUUGCUGCAGGUGAUUAAUGGACUUUUUGGUAAAUGAUAUACAGAAGCGUAUUAGCAGUGCUCACCAAUUAUGAGCUAGGCCAGUAAUUAAAUGUGCAGAAUAAACGCACGAAGAGAGUGGAUUCCGCGCACAGAAACCCCGUAACGCAGCUGCAAAAACAGUGGCAAAAGGCAAAAGCCAAGCAGUAGAUCAUCAUAAUGAAGUGAAAAAUAGUAUACUUUUAAAUUAAAGCUAAUACAAAGUUAGCAAAUUACUAACAAACAAACCAAAAAGAAAAAACAGAAAAAACGCUACCAGAAGAAAAGUACUUUUCGCAAGGCAUGCGCAAAUUUUACCAGUCAACAUUGAGUGGCGCAUUCAGCACCGCCGCAUUAUCGUUUCGUUUGCCUUGCUGUGUGAAAGUGGAAAUUCCGCGCGUGUGCACCAAAUCCGCAUCCAGCUCCUGAGCCGCAACACUCGAACUCUAGUGGCACAAUCGUCGUGUUCAUAAAAUUCAUAUGCGAUUUGUUGUUGUAUAAAUAAGGACUGUUUUGACACCGAAUCGCCAUUGAAUGGUAAUACGCGAAAAAUUUUUAAUGGACUGUUAAGUGCGCCUAGACACCUGUUCAAGUGUAAAUAAAUGACUUUGUGAACGGCAAACGCGACCGUGUGCAGAUGCGGAAAUGCUGCACAUAUUCAAGAUUUCGCAACCACAAAUACUAGCGCUGAGCUGUCCAUGCAACAAUCUAUAAAUAAUGUGAUUAAACAUGUUUUUUCUGCCUCGCUUAUUGUUGUUGUGCCUAAUUAUAUUUGUAGCAACAGCAGCAACAACAACCCAAAAUUUCAAACAUCGUCAAUUCAGUGCAGGUUGUGGCUCGCGCUCCAGUCGACGCGAACCACGCACAACAGCAGCAACAGCAAAUUCAGAAUCUGCGGCAAAGAAAACACAACAAAAUCAGCAAACUGAUAGAACACCUCGCAUAAUAGCUGGUUCACCCACAAAGGAUGGCCAAUAUCCAUGGCAAGCGUCGCUGGAGCUUUUACAUCCAUCAAUGGGGUUUUUAGGCCAUUGGUGCGGCGGCGUUCUUAUUCAUCCGUAUUGGAUACUUUCCGCAGCGCAUUGCAUACAUAAUGAUCUCUUCAAUCUACCCAUUCCGCUGCUGUGGACUGUCGUGCUAGGUGAACACAAUCGACUCGAAGAGUCUGGCUAUGAACAACGUAUUCCAGUCGAUAAGAUCAUUUUACAUAAACGUUACCGCAACUUUCGUCACGAUCUCGCGCUCAUGAAGCUCUCCACUCAAGCCAAUUUGGGCAAAAACUCCAACAUCCGCAUCAUCUGCCUGCCCUUCGUGUACAAUGAGCAGUCGCUGUCGGAUGUCGAUUUGCCCAGCAGUGAUGAAGAGAUCAUUGCCGAAGGUGAAACAGAUGAUCCCUUAGAACCGGGACUCUCCGGUGUGCCCGACUUGAGUGACAAUUUCCUUCGAAGCGUGCAAAAAGUGCGACGUAAUCGAAAUGUAACUCUACCCAGCAUGCGCGAGCUAAUGAACACGAAAAUACUAAGUCGACUAAAACAAACAGACACGCAGAGACACGGGCGUGCAUUACGCAUGACACGGCGGCGAAAUGACAAACUGAUGAAGGUUCAGGGGAAUUACCGGGACUAUGAGGGCCUUCUAGACCCGCGUAAGCACUACUUGAAGAAUGAAGAAGAUAUGGACGACUACAAGGAGUUGCCAUACAGUGAUUGUGUGGCGACGGGUUGGGGCAAAUCGAAUGUGAGCAGUGAUUUAACGAAUGUUCUGUUAAGGACGCGAGUGCCAUUGCACAACAGUGAGAGAUGUCGCGCGGCCUAUGGCAGUUUCGUGAAGAUUCACCGUGGCCAUUUAUGCGCUGGCAAGUUAAAUGGCAAAGGCGGUACUUGUGUGGGUGAUUCAGGCGGGCCGCUGCAAUGCAGACUCAGCAAGAGUGGCUCAUGGCUAUUGGCCGGCAUUACUUCGUUCGGCUCAGGUUGCGCCAUGGAGGGAUUCCCUGAUGUCUAUGUGCGCAUUUCGUACUACAUGAAAUGGAUUCAAGACACAAUAGCAAACGAAUAACCAAGAGCAUACAAAAAUGUCUAUGUAUUUGUUGAUGUAAAUAGUACUCGUACAGCUCAGUAUGUAGCUAUUAAUGUAAAGCGAAGCAAAACAAAACAGGGAAAAGUACAAUAAUAUAAUUGUAAUAAUAUUUUUAAAUUACAUUUAUUUGUAAGCUUACUAAA